UCAAUUUUUUUUCUUGACUGGAAUAUUGUUGAGCCGAGCGGGACAGAGUGUCCUGCCCGCUCGAGUUGCGGUCCCGUCUCCGCUGCAGCCCAGGCGACUGUCAUUUGAUCGGCGAUAUCUUCCACAUCAACAAGAGGCCUUUCAACCCAGACGCUCGAAUUCAAGUCGAUUAUGACAUUUUCGUCUUUACAAAAUCCCCUCCCUUCGAAAUGUGUCACGAUGGAAACGCCUCCCUGGAGCACGCGUCUUAUGGACACUUCAUCCGGUGGGCUGGUGUUCACCUUGAGGCUCGACUGGAAUGCUUCAAUCACUUCACCAACCCCCUUUAAGAGGUUUCAAUGCCAACCUCGCAUUGCUCAAGCGGGCUCACGACACCACUAUAGAGAUCUGACCAUGACAUACAGAAACCCUCCAGCUAUGUAUGUCGCGUUCAAAGCCCAAGGGGCGGCUGGUGAGUCGCGACUUGCCCCCCUCAGCAAUCUAUGAAGAGCGUGACGCAAGGGAACAUGCCUCGUGAAGAAACUCAGGGUCAGCCUCCCUCUCUGAAGAUUCGCGUCUUGCUGUCUCUUAUGUCUACAGUUUGAUACCCUCAGAACUGUCCGCUCUGGUGUUCAUGAUGAGUUUCCUCUUCCUUCUAGUCUUUGUGAACUUUGUAGUCGUCGCUUCUGUUAUCUACAACUUGAUACUCCAGGCAGCGUUUUGCUCGCCGUCAUCAUCAUCAGCAUCAUCAUCAUCAUCAUGGCAUCACUUUUGCGUCUCCUCGCCUCGCUACUUUUCGUUGCAGUAUCCAAUGCUGCUCCAGGGGUCUAUUUUCCCAUCAGCUCUCAAAUCCCACCUAUUGCCAGAAUCGGAGAACCGUUCUCGUUUAUAUUUUCAAAGUCAACAUUCACCUCGACAUCAAGCAUCACCUACUCCCUUGCCAACUCUCCAGAUUGGCUUUCAAUCGACGGCGAUGCACGGAAGCUCUAUGGACUACCAACAGAGGCUGAUGUCGGAUUGGGAGUUAGGGUGAAUGUUCCGUUUGGAUUGGUGGCAACUGACGAGACCGGCUCGACAACACUUGACAUCACACUGAUCGUUUCAAGGAAGGCCGGGCCCAAGCUUGAUAUUCCUCUCAACCAACAGAUACCGGGAUUUGACUUCUUCUCCAACCCCUACACCAUUCUGUCACCGCCGAUGAACCAGUUCUCUUUCGUGCUGGACCCAAAGACCUUCUCAGCACCUUCAGACAAGCCUUUGACAUACUAUGCAGUCAUGUCGGACAACACUCCUCUUCCGGCCUGGAUAUCGUUUGACGCCGGAAAACUUGCUUUCUCCGGACAGACUCCAGCUUUCGAGGCUCUCGUCGACCCACCCCAGACCUUCGAGUUCCAACUCCUAGCCACUGACACACCUGGGUUCGCCGAUGCCUCUCUGAGAUUCAACAUUGUGGUCGGGAACCACAGAGUUACGGCCGAUCAGACGACAGUUGUCAUCAAUGCAACUGCUGGGAAGUCCUUUUCAUAUGACGGGCUGCGAGGCAGCAUCGACGUCGAUGGCCAACCCAUGCCUUCUGGCGAUGGUAUGAUCGUGGCCUCUACUUUCAAUACCCCGUCAUGGCUCACCCUGGAUAUGGACAGUCUACAUAUCGCAGGCACUCCUCCCUUGACAGCAAAGUCAACAAACUUUACCCUCACGCUCCAGGACAGCUUUGCGGACAGAUUCAAUCUGACUGUCAUGGUUCAGGUCAGCGGCACUCAAGCUCAAAUCUUCGGCAUGUUGAAGGAAGAGCUGCCUGUCAUACAGGCACACGCGGGCGAGCACAUAAAUUUUGAGCUUGACCCCUUCCUAAAGGAGCCUGAUGGCACAGAAAUAGUUGUCGAUGACGAUGCAUCGCCUUCAUGGAUCCAUGUCCGCGAAGGAACCAUUUUCGGCGACGUACCAAAAUCGUCAAAAGACUCCAUCGUCAGUGCUACGAUAAGAUUGACUUCAAAAGCUUCAGGAGCAUCAGAGUCAGUCCUGCUGAGCGUGCACAUGCUAGCGGAUUCAGGGGACGCGGUAGACACGACAGAUACAGAUUCGACUUCGGGCUCGUCGGGCGGUACUAAGCCUACUGAGGAACAUGCACCUACUCCCAUCGGACUCAUUCUGCUGGUCACUAUCCUUCCCGGACUCUUGCUCCUUGGCGCUCUCAUGGGCAUGCUUAUCUGUUGCCUUAGGCGACGAAGAGAAGCCAAACGACCAAAGCUCAGCACCCGUGAUAUAUCGGGCCCUCUUCCGGGAACUUUCACCAUCAAUGUCACAGGUCCAGAUGGGCAGAGUUCCAUGGAGCACAUAACAGGACCACACAACACGCAAAGCACGAUAAGUCAUAUGUCACUUGCUGAACAAGACCGGAAGAGUGACCCUGAAUCGGGCAUCAGCCGCCACCAAAGCUUCGAUGUUGACGUGCCACGCCCGCUCAGCACAGUUCGGAUGCUGCCUACCAACGAAGAACUCCUGCCGGCGAGCAGUAGUCUUCUGGAUAUCACAGGUUCGCCUCUGAUGUCCGGUGCUAUCACUGGAACUCCGCGAAAUCGGCGGCACGAAAGAACCCAGACGCUCCUCAGCCACAUUUCGGAGACUAGCUACUAUGAGGAGCACUCCUCAGGAAUCACCAUCGAAAAUACUCUGGAAUUCCUCGGCAACAGCAACACCAGAGGCUCGUUUCGGGAUGGUGUUGAAGUCGACAUUCCGUGCCUUGGUGACCUGUCUAGCAUCCAACCCACCCCGAACUCUGCAUAUACGGGCGAAUCAUACUGGAGCAAGCUAGGUUCCGGCCCGUCCGUUCAUAACAGAUCUCCUGCGAUAGGCUCAGUCCACAAUGAUCCUACAGGCGCUGCCCGGACUCAGCCAGCCAUGCUAGUGAGAAAACUCGUGUGGCCUUGGUUCAAGGGCCGUGUCAUCAGUAUCAAAGGUGUUGCUGAGAAGUUCGGGGAGGCAGCGAAGACAACAUUGGCAGGCUUGCCCAGUCUGUCCAGUGUCCAGGCAUCUUUACACGAAAAGACACCAGACAUAUCACUCUUAUCAAACAAGCAGUCUGAAAGCUCCCACAUCCCCGACUUCCCAUCACCGCCACAAGGGACAAAGCGACCCAUCAUGACCAAGUAUGCAAGACCAGUGACGCGAAGAGCAGUCGGCACAGGGCGUAUCGUCAUCCCACGACAAAGGCUAGUGUCGACAAAGGUCGAGGUAGUGAGAGGUCCGACUGAAGACCUUUACAAACCAGCAGAGGACAAAAAGCAAGCUUCACCCACGUCUAGCUUCGACCGCCCCAGCAGGAACUCACUUGGCAUCUCGUACGCAGACAUGGCAUCCAACUCACCUUUCCACCAGUCUAGCACAUGGUCAACAAUACCUUCUAGUCACGAGUGGCACGACGAGACACUACAGAGCCUCGAGAAUGCCGACAGCGUGUUGCCAAGCUCAAGUCUCAGAAGAUCGCGGUCGGCAUCGCAACCUAACUGGGCACCAUAUAAGGACUCGCUAUCUAACAUCAACGAUGGUGCAAGUUCCAAAUAUCCGCAGAGUCAAUGGUCGUUUGCCCCUAUCCCGCGGCCUCCGCCUCUUGGUGAUGCAUCUUCUAUCGCCUCGCAGGGUUUGUCGAACUCUGUGAGCGGGCAUGCCCGCGCUCCUACCCUUAGUUCUGUCGGGUUUUCAAAGGCACCUUCGUCGUUCCGGCUUGAUGGCAACGAGAACACGCAUAAUGACGACGCGGAAAAGGAGAGCAAAUGGGCAGGCGGGACGAGCGGUUUUCUCAAUGGUAGGUUUCGCUCACCGCAGCCGAUAGCAUUGGUGACUUCGCAAAGCAAGACGAGUUCGGAAUUUGCUGUUUACAUUUGAGUUUAAUACCCCAUUUUGUUGUGUUUUGUUUUGUUUUGUUUUGUUUUGUUUUAUCUUAUUUUUUUUAUAGUGCUCCUGAAUAAUCGGCUUUUGUGCGGGUACGGACAUUAAGGAGUUCAAGGUUCCAGGGCGUCACUGGCGCUUCUCAUUUCGAAACGUACAAGCUACAUGUGAUAGUCCGGAUUUUAGUGUAGUGUAGAGUAGUGUAGUCCGGAAAUGUGCCGUCAUCACGAACCAGUGGCGGCGAAAAUGGGUCUG
Molecule: messenger RNA, 4119 nt
Organism: Neurospora crassa OR74A
Lineage: Eukaryota; Fungi; Ascomycota; Sordariomycetes; Sordariales; Sordariaceae
Exons: 1
Coding region: 739-3861 (1040 amino acids)
Cellular component (GO): membrane
Molecular function (GO): calcium ion binding
Source: RefSeq, a predicted model, not a curated record